AUGAACGGCUUCACGGAGCUCGAAGAGAAGGAGUCAACAUGCUCCACAGAGAAACAGCCUGAGUUCUUCCUUCACGGUGUGCGAUUAUGGGUUGCCGGUGCUGGUCUGGCUAUCUGCAUUUUUCUGCCCACGCUCGAGAUCAGCAUUGUCAGCACCUCAUUGAUCACCCUCGGAAACGAACUGCAUGGAUUUGACCAGACUCCUUGGAUCCCCAACGCGUAUAUACUCACCUACUCGGGCUUCCUCAUGAUCUGGUCGAGAUGCGGAGAUAUUUUCGGCGUGCGCGCAUCUUUACUCACUUCUUUGGCAUUCUUUGUCGCGUUCUCGGGCGGAUGCGGAGCAGUCCAAAACCUGAAUGAACUAAUAAUAUGUCGCGCCUUUCAAGGCAUCGGUGCGGCUGGUGUCUUUGCCUUAAGUACCUUUGGCUUUUUGCGCUUGAUGCACCCGUCGAGAUAUGGGACCAUCGCCGCCUUAGCGGGUGUUAUGAUAUCACUCGGGUUGGUGCUGGGCCCGAUUUGCGGUGGUGCAAUCAAUAACGCGGGCGGCUGGCGCUGGAUCUUUCUAUUGAACGUUCCAGCCGGCGCCGUCGCAUGGUUAUGCAUCCUUAUCGCAAUGCCGUACCACUACCCUCACCCUCCACCGCUAAGAAGUGCUACCAACCCGGCAGGGACAUGGAUGAAAUCAUUCCUGAAGAAUCAGGGGAUAUUCCUUCGGCAGGUGGACUUCCUAGGCGCAUUCCUCAUUUUAGCAGCAUCGAUGCUUCUGGUGGCUGCACUCCAAGAGGGCACCGUCGAUUUCACAUGGUCAUCAGGCGUAAUCAUUAGCUUUUUUGUCGUUUCAGGCGCGCUCUGGGUUGCGUUUCUGGCAUGGAUAUGGUUCCUCAGUCGACGGUCCUGGGCGAUUCAUCCUAUCCUGCCCUGGCGACUUACCAAGAGUCGGGUAUUUAUGGGAUGUGUCUUAGGAUGGUUCUUAACAGGUCCAGCUCUCGUGGUAUCCGUCAUUGAGCUUCCCCAACGGUACCAAACAGUCAACAAAAGCUCUCCACUCGGGGCCGGCGUAAAGUUGCUCGCAUACUCACUCAGCAAUCCUGUCGGAGGAAUAAUAAGCUCAACCUUGAUGACCAAAUUCAAGGUCCCAUUUGUCUAUACGCUCGGGGCUGGGUGGGUUCUCCAGAGCGUCGGGUUCUUCCUGAUGUCCGAGAUUCCCACCACCGUGGAUCUUUGGCUCGGCCAGUUCGGGUACUUCGCGAUGUUUGGGUUAGGGAUUGGAAUCACCGGGUCAGCACUGUACAUGCUUGUCCCUGAGUCCGUCGACGAACCAGACCAACUAAUUGCGAUGGGGACGGCAACUCAGGGUCGGCAGGUCGGUGGUGCAUUGGGAGUCGCCAUCGCCACGACGAUGCUGAACACUCAUCUCACCGAUGGCCUCGCUUCUUUUCUAGCCCCCGAACAGAUCGAUGCGGUGAAGGACACGGCACAAGCUAUUGAUAAGUUUCCGGAGGCGGUGCAGAUCGACGUCCGUCGGACCUUCGCGGAGGCGUAUAACCUGCAGAUGAAAAUGGUGGGAGGCUUUGCUCUAGCGCAAGUAUUGGUUAUCGCGAUGAUAUGGAAAAAGCAUCAGAUUCGCAUUGUGAAACCAAGAUCGGCGGGUUAG
This is a messenger RNA of Aspergillus steynii IBT 23096, 1653 nucleotides long. RefSeq names its product MFS general substrate transporter. NCBI's taxonomy places the organism in Eukaryota, Fungi, Ascomycota, Eurotiomycetes, Eurotiales, Aspergillaceae. Gene Ontology annotation, biological process: transmembrane transport. The coding region runs from base 1 to 1653 and encodes 550 amino acids. Gene Ontology annotation, molecular function: transmembrane transporter activity. The record is from RefSeq and is a predicted model, not a curated record. The transcript has 6 exons.